AUGACUAGUGCUGAACAGAAAAGUGGCAUUGAAAUUGCCAAAGCGGUUUUUCAAACGAAACGAAAAAUGGAUAACAAUGACAAUACCGCCUCAGAAAAUGCUAAUGUUGCAGUUAGUGGUGUGCAGACAUUAAAUUGGAAUUCGUCGGUUAAUAAUUGGAUGGAUUAUGAAAAUGAAAAUCAUCGAGAUUCUGGUACAAGUAGCAGUGACGGGAUACCUACGUCGGAUGCUCCUACCUCAUCUACUACCUCAACAAACAUCAGUAUUUUUGAUACCCUUUUACAGGCAAUUGAUCGAAAUGAGAUAUCGAAUAGGCUUGAUCUAGAAACACGAUUAAAAAUUAUGAAUUGGUUAUGUGCCACGGAGGAGAUUAACAAAGUGGUAAGUCUUCGUUUGAGUUUUUACAUUAGAAUUUCUUCCGUAAAUUCUGCAAUUUUAACUUCAACGAUUGUAAAAAUAAACAUCGUAGUGGAUCUUAUUGAUGUAAAUGAUAGUGAAUCCUCAAUUUAA
Messenger RNA from Loa loa (African eye worm), 510 nucleotides. RefSeq lists its product as hypothetical. Bases 1 to 510 code for a protein of 169 amino acids. Lineage: Eukaryota; Metazoa; Nematoda; Chromadorea; Rhabditida; Onchocercidae. The transcript has 4 exons. The record is from RefSeq and is a predicted model, not a curated record.